AUGGCUCCAAGUCUUGAAGAUGGAAACUCAUUGUUCGACUUUGUUGUUCAGGAUGGCAAUGGCGUCAAAGGCCUGGCGGACAAAGGCCUUUCGAAGGUGCCAACGCGAUACAUCCAACCACCACACGAGCGAAUUGACAAGUCGAAUGCCUCCCCAUUUGAGCAACCACCCAUUGAUUUAUCGGAGCUUGAUGGACCAAACCAUGACAGAGUGGUGGAGGCCAUAGCUCUAGCCGCUGAGACGGUUGGAUUCUUCCAAGUGGUGAACCAUGGCGUGCCUGUGGAGUUGUUGGAGUCACUUAAGGAUGCAGCACACCGGUUCUUUGGUCAGCCACCGGAGAAGAAGGCUGUGUAUCGCAAAGGAGUGAGCCCCAGCCCCUUUGUGAAGUAUGGGACGAGCUUUGUGCCCGAGAAAGAGACGGCUUUGGAGUGGAAGGACUACGUUAGCAUGGUGUACAACACUGAUGCUGAUGCUCUUCAACACUGGCCUAAUGAGUGCAAGGAAGUGGCACUGGAGUACCUAAAGACAUCUUCCAGGAUAGUGAGAAGGUUAUUGGAGGCAUUAAUGGAACAUCUUAAGGUGACACUAGACUAUUCAAGAAUCGAUGCACUCACCGGUUAUAAGACGGUGAACAUGAACUUUUACCCUGCAUGCCCUAAUCCGGAGCUCACAGUCGGUGUGGGGAGACACUCGGACUUGGGCACCAUAACCGUUUUACUUCAAGAUGGGAUAGGUGGUUUGUAUGUGAAUGUGGAAGACGACAUAGAUGGAGCAAAAAAGGGAGAGUGGAUAGAAAUUCCACCUGUACCAGGUGCUUUGGUCAUCAAUAUUGGUGAUACAUUACAGAUAUUGAGCAAUGGGAGGUAUAAAAGUGCUGAACAUAGGGUGCGUACCACAAGCGCAGAAUCAAGAGUGUCAAUCCCAUUGUUCACAAUCCCGCGACCAACGGAGAAGGUUGGACCGCUGCCUGAGGUGGUGGAGCGUGACGGUGUGGCACGUUACCGGGAGGUUGUGUUCGAGGAUUAUAUAAACAAUUUCUUUGGGAACCCUCAUGAAGGAAAGAAAUCCCUUGAUUUUGCUAGGAUCAAUUCUCCUUGA
Messenger RNA from Cornus florida, 1098 nucleotides. RefSeq names its product scopoletin 8-hydroxylase-like. The record is from RefSeq and is a predicted model, not a curated record. Lineage: Eukaryota; Viridiplantae; Streptophyta; Magnoliopsida; Cornales; Cornaceae. The transcript has 3 exons. The coding region runs from base 1 to 1098 and encodes 365 amino acids.